AGGCUUGCUGAGAUGCUGGACUAUGAUAUAAAACGUUGGGCUACUGGGAAAGAAGGCAACCUCCGCGCAUUGCUGUCAUCACUGCAACAUGUAUUGUGGCCUGAAUGCGGUUGGCAGCCAGUUUCUUUGACCGAUUUGAUCACUUCCACAUCUGUCAAAAAAGUUUAUCACAGGGCAACCUUGUGUGUCCACCCAGACAAAGUUCAACAAAAAGGGGCCACAGUUCGGCAAAAGUAUAUUGCUGAGAAGGUUUUUGAUCUUCUGAAGGAAGCGUGGAAUAAAUUCAAUACAGAGGAGCUAAGAUGAGUUCGAGCUAUUUAUAAGGUCUCCUUUUGUUGAGAAAGCAGAUGAUGGCCUACCUUUGCUUGAAAGUGAAGCGACAAUGUACGAGUGCUCAAAUAGUUGUGCAAGUUGGCUCGACUUUGUUCUUUGGUGGACCGACAUGAUACUGAGAUACUGAGUUGCUUCACAUGGAAUUAGUGACGUUCACAAAUUUGCAUGUUUACGAUCUUCGUCAAUGUGUUAAGAACCCCACAGCUUUUGUUGUGUCAUUUUUUUGUUUUGCAGUUGUUACAUAUAUAUGGAAAUCUUCAUCAGCGAGUCCCACUUGCUCUGAGAUAUCAGAGCAGUAGGUUUUUGUGCAUAAUUUGUUGAAUUAGGUGAAACACCAUUGUUGUUGGCAUGUUGAAUAUGAUAUUGUUAUUGAUCAUCUAUCCUUGAAUUCGUGAUAA
Nicotiana tabacum (common tobacco) is the source of this 731-nucleotide messenger RNA. Lineage: Eukaryota; Viridiplantae; Streptophyta; Magnoliopsida; Solanales; Solanaceae. The record is from RefSeq and is a predicted model, not a curated record.